Molecule: messenger RNA, 1279 nt
Organism: Dichomitus squalens LYAD-421 SS1
Lineage: Eukaryota; Fungi; Basidiomycota; Agaricomycetes; Polyporales; Polyporaceae
Product: pseudouridine synthase
Exons: 5
Coding region: 74-1072 (332 amino acids)
Biological process (GO): mRNA pseudouridine synthesis; tRNA modification
Cellular component (GO): mitochondrion
Molecular function (GO): pseudouridine synthase activity; RNA binding
Source: RefSeq, a predicted model, not a curated record
GGGAUUUCGGUUUUUAUCCCAAAUCUACACCCGGCCUGAUUUUCUUGCGCCAACUGGAUACCAUUCAUCCAAGAUGCCCAAGGAAACGAAGUCUAGCCCUUUAUCAGCUCUGUUUGGGGUCGUCAAGCCGUCGGGACCGACGUCCAUGUCUCUGGUCAACGAUAUCAAGAAGCUAGUCGCCAACUCGCCACUAUUUGUGGAGGAAUCAAAGUUAAAGGCAAAGGCUUCCAAGACGACUAGGAAAAACAAACACGGGAGAGAUGCCGUCAAGAUCGGGCAGGGCGGUACCCUUGAUCCCCUUGCAGACGGCGUACUCGUUGUCGGGGUGGGCAAAGGUACGAAAAAGCUGUCUGACUUCCUCGACUGCGUGAAGGAAUACCGCACGACGUGUCUGCUUGGCUGCGAGACCGACACCUACGAUAGUGAGGGCAAGCAGGUCCGCGUCGCACCGUGGCGGCAUGUUACGCGGGAGCAGGUCGAGAAGGCGUUGGAACAGUUUAGAGGAGAAAUCGACCAGGUGCCACCCAUAUUCUCGGCGCUGAAGAUGGAUGGAAAACCGCUGUACGACUACGCGCGGAACGGCAUCCCUCUCCCCCGGCCGAUCGAAAAGCGGAAGGUCACCGUCCACGAGCUGGAGCUGAUCGAGUGGAAAGGCGACGACCACUCCUUCCGAUGGCCUGAGAAGAAGUUCACAAAGGAGGAGCAGGAGGCCAUGGAGAAGGCGCUAAAGAGUGUCGAUGACACGGUGUCCGUCAAGGACGAGCCCGAAGCAGAUGCUCCUUCCGAGGGCGUACCGACGGCCUUCGUCCUUCGGAUGAAGGUGUCAGGCGGUACAUAUGUGCGUUCCAUCGUCCAUGACCUUGCACACGCGUUGGGGUCUGCUGGCCAUGUCGUGACCCUGACGCGCGCCCGACAAGGACGGUUCGCGUUGGAGCCGUCGGAAGAAGGUGACCGCGCGUGUGUGCCAUGGGACGCCUUCGAAAAGGCACUGAAGGAUGAGGGAGAGGCGGAUGCGCAUGGCCGCAAAGAGUGGGAACGGGAAGUGCUAGACAAAUUGGAGGUUGUAACCUAAACCAAAUAUACAUUGCUUUCCAUAUCCGAAGAAGAACGCGAGUGUUGCGUCAUGAACAUGAUAGUCACCGAGGGCUCUCUGCUCCCUAAACCCCGGUCGUAGCGCCGCGGACGGCGGCCGUUCUCAACGCUCGCGAUAUUCGGUAAGAUGUCGGUCAUGUGGUAGUCGAGGCUGCUCACCCGCUCUUUAGUGCCGCUAACACAUUCC